UAAGUAUUUCAAAACCGGAUUCAAUUCUCCAAACCAAUGAAAAUGCAAGCAGUUCUUGUUAUCUUGGUUUUCUCCGGUUUAAUCUCGGUUAAGACAACGUUAGCAGCACAAGCUGCACAACAUGUGAUCGGCGGUAGCCAAGGCUGGGAACAAUCCGUUGAUUUUGAUUCUUGGUCUUCUGAUCAAUCUUUCAAAGUCGGCGACCAAAUCGUUUUUAAGUACUCCGGACUACACAGCGUUGUAGAGCUAGGAAGCGAAACGGCAUACAAGAGUUGUGACCUGGGAACAUCAGUCAAUUCCUUAAGCUCUGGAAACGACGUCGUUAAGCUUUCUAAAACCGGUACUCGUUACUUCGCUUGUGGAACCGUUGGGCAUUGCGAACAAGGCAUGAAGAUUAAAGUCAACGUUGUCUCUUCUGACUCCAAAUCCGCUUCCUCUCCGGGUUCAGGUUCGGGUUCUGAUUCAGGGUCGGGUUCUGGAUCUAGUUCGGGUCAUGGGUUACGUGCUUCCAUUGGAUAUAUUUUCGUUGUUGGAUCGUUGAGAUCGUCGUCACUGAUCACUUACGAAUCCUUUUUUUCUUCUCCGGAGACCAAAUCGGAAUUUUCACUCUCUUUACCUUCGCCGGGAAAUUCAAUGCCGGAAGAUUCUAAUGCGAUUGACUAUGUCAUGGAGAAGGCAUCGGGGCCUCACUUCUCCGGUCUUCGCCUUGACGGUCUCCUCUCUUCUCCGUCGAAAUCCUCCGUCUCUUCUCCGUCUCACUUCCGUUUGAGUAAUUCAUCUUUUUCCGCUAUCGACGAUUCCGCCGCUCCUCAUCAGCCCUUCGUUAUCGGAGUUACUGGUGGUACUGCUUCUGGUAAGACCACGGUGUGUGACAUGAUUAUUCAGCAACUUCAUGAUCAUCGCAUUGUUCUUGUUAACCAGGAUUCCUUUUAUCGUGGUCUGACAUCUGAAGAACUGGAGCAUGUACAAGAAUACAAUUUUGAUCAUCCUGAUGCCUUUGACACUGAGCAGCUUUUGCAUUGCGUUGACACACUCAAGAGUGGACAACCUUAUCAAAUUCCAAUUUACGACUUCAAAACCCAUCAACGUAAAUUAGAUGCUUUUCGCCAGGUCAAUGCUUGUGAUGUCAUUAUUUUGGAAGGGAUUCUAGUUUUCCAUGACUCACGAGUUCGGGACCUGAUGAAUAUGAAGAUCUUCGUUGACACAGAUGCUGAUGUGAGGCUUGCUCGCAGAAUCAGGCGUGACACGGUUGAGAGGGGUAGGGAUGUUGAUUCUGUGCUUGAACAGUAUGCAAAGUUUGUGAAGCCCGCGUUUGAUGAUUUUGUGCUCCCCUCUAAGAAAUAUGCUGAUGUGAUCAUUCCCCGAGGAGGUGACAAUCAUGUUGCAGUUGAUUUGAUUGUGCAACAUAUCCACACAAAACUUGGGCAACAUGAUCUCUGCAAAAUCUACCCAAACGUUUUUGUUAUUGAAUCAACAUUUCAGAUUAGAGGCAUGCAUACACUUAUUCGAGAGAAGGACAUAUCAAAACAUGACUUUGUGUUUUACUCAGAUCGCCUCAUUCGUUUGGUUGUAGAGCACGGUCUUGGCCAUUUGCCAUUCACUGAGAAACAAGUAGUUACCCCAACAGGAUCUGUGUAUAGCGGUGUUGAUUUCUGCAAGAAACUUUGUGGCGUCUCAGUCAUUCGAAGUGGUGAAAGCAUGGAAAACGCAUUACGCGCGUGUUGCAAAGGGAUAAAGAUAGGGAAGAUUCUCAUCCAUCGUGAUGGCGACAAUGGAAUGCAGCUUAUAUACGAGAAGCUUCCAAGUGAUAUCUCCGAGCGCCAUGUCCUGCUUCUAGAUCCCGUUUUAGGCACAGGUAACUCUGCAAAUCAGGCGAUAGAACUACUCAUACAGAAAGGAGUACCUGAAGCCCACAUUAUAUUCUUAAAUCUCAUCUCGGCGCCAGAAGGAAUCCAUUGCGUCUGCAAACGGUUUCCAAAGUUGAAGAUUGUGACGUCAGAAAUCGAUCAGUGUCUGAACGAAGAGUUCCGAGUUAUACCAGGCUUGGGUGAGUUUGGUGAUCGCUACUUUGGUACUGACGAGUAGAAACACCAAAGUGUUUGUCAAUGGUUAUUGUGCUUGUGUGUGAAUGGAAGUGUUUUUCUUUGUCUAAAGAAUCUUCACGGGCUUUGUUUUUUUCCUCUGCUGGGAUUGGGAAGCUUCUCGCUCACUAAUUACUAGAAUCGAAAAACUCAUUUCAAGAUUCUUGGUUUACGCAGUUCAUAUUCGAC
Arabidopsis arenosa is the source of this 2270-nucleotide messenger RNA. The record is from the annotation of a GenBank genome assembly. Lineage: Eukaryota; Viridiplantae; Streptophyta; Magnoliopsida; Brassicales; Brassicaceae.